Molecule: messenger RNA, 1818 nt
Organism: Scheffersomyces stipitis CBS 6054
Lineage: Eukaryota; Fungi; Ascomycota; Pichiomycetes; Serinales; Debaryomycetaceae
Exons: 1
Coding region: 1-1818 (605 amino acids)
Molecular function (GO): protein binding
Source: RefSeq, a predicted model, not a curated record
AUGUUCUCCACAUUAUCUGCGCUGCAGGCACAGGAAGCGCAGCAUAAUACCGACUUUUUGCAACUGCUCCCCUACGAACUUCUCAACAUUGUCAUAAACAGCUUGGACCAACAGGAAUUGGUAGCCUUGUCGUACGUCAACCGUUAUUUGAACCGGUUGUGCAACAUUAGAAUCUACCGUAAAAUCAUCCUUUGCGACGACCAUCCCAAAGUGGCUUCAACCGACAGCCGCUUCGAUGAGUACUAUUCGUGCUUGCCUAUCUCCCAUAUGGCCCCGUUUGCCAAUAAUCUCACUGCUUCCAACUUCUCACUUGUCCACAAACUAAUAAUACACUCACAGUCCAAUUUCAUCGUGAAUGACUAUUCAAAGUUGUAUGUGCGUUUCUUCAAACUAUGGGAUUUAAUUCCAUCCCACAACAUCACUUUCAUCAACUUCGACAUAGGAAACCUCCGUCAUUACCAGUCUAUAAACCAAUUCGUAUUCAACAACUCUACUGAAUACCUCGAGGACGACUGUGUUAGCAAGCCAGUGAACUUGAAGAUAAAUAAUCUCAAAAACUGGACGAUAUUCAAUUUCGACGAGUUGUUCCAAUUGCCCUACAACAGAAACCUCCAAGAGCUCGACAUCUUCAUCGAGAACGAGUCACUCUUCAACACUACCAAAGAUACUCCGCCAGCUGCAAUUCCAGCCCCUUUAAUGAACAACUUGGCCACCCUCCAGGGGUUGUACUUGAACUCGCCUAUCUCUACUGCCAUGUUCCUCAACUAUUUCAAUUCUACAGGAAUAACUCAGCUGGAUAUUCCGCUCAUGCGCAACAUGUCGAAGCUCUCGAUCACAAGCUCUCACACGCAUUGGUACGAAUCCCGCUUAACGUUUGAAUCGUUGUCUCUCUUGGUGGACAUCAACCAGUUGGAUCAGCUCGAGUUGAAGUUGAACUGUUUGCAUCACGAUUGUGACUGUAUUCUACAAUUUUUCAACGACUUGCAAAACGCAGCACAUGGUUCAAUCUUGCGCAAGUUGAGUAUCAUCAACUACAAGUCCAACAACUUGAGACAAAACUUGUAUCAGUUCAACUGUUUACUCUCAUGUCCGGACUUUCUCAGCAAGUUCGAGUCGCUUGAGUCGCUUUACUUGAACAUAAACGAUUUCAUCAGAUUGGAUUCGACAUCUAACCAUGCAAUCAACUUUUCAAUCCAGAAGUUGAUUAACACAGUUUCCCAUCUCCCUAACUUGCAGAAUCUCGUGAUUCCCGACUUUUUCAACAACUGGUUGGUCAAUCUUCCUGAUUUUUUUCAUAAGAUGGACGGCAGAAAUCACGACAGUGUCAGACGAAGCUACUUUGAUACAUUGCUCAACCAAUGCGAAUGUUCCUCGUGUUGUCAGACCCGGUUCUUGUUCAAUAGUCUUUCUUCGUACGACUCAAACAACAAUUACAAGCACGAAUUCAAGAGCUUUAGCAUCAACGCUAGCACUCAGGGUUCUUCCAACUUGUCUGGGUCUAAGAUUGGCACUAAUAAGUCCAACAUCAACUUCCUCAACUACUUGAUCUCCAAGCUAAAGCAGCAGUUCAAGUAUCUCAACCAGAACCUAUUCCUGAUUAACUCAAUCAUCAAUUCGAACGACAAGCCGUUUUUGAAUAACGAUGACUUGGUCGAUUACAACAGAUUGUUCCUCCACAACUGUCUCUACAGGUUGGUGGACAUCAUUAAAAGAGAAAACCCCAAGCUCACGGCCGUUAACUUAGGGGGAGUUCUCGUGGAGUUCGACGGUGCAAACCAAAUAAGAGCCCCUUACCACAGAUCACUCACGGCCGCAUAG